AUGGGGCGUCCGCCGGCGUACAUCUUCGUCGUCAGGCACGGCGCACGUCUCGACGGCGCCGACAAGAGAUGGCAUCUCACCUCUCCGACACCCUACGAUCCUCCUCUGACCUACGGCGGAUGGCAGCAAGCCAAGGCUCUCGGUGUCAGAAUCGCCAGCAUUCUGCGCCAGGCCGAGGCUGAUCUGAACAAGGCCCCGAACGGUCGCGACAGCUCAACAGACUCGAAGAAGCGACGCAAGUUCAAGGUCGUCCUCCACAGCUCCCCGUUCCUACGAUGCGUCCAGACCUCCGUCGCCAUCAGCGCCGGCCUGGCCCAGGCGCCUCCUCUGAACACUCCGUCCUACCCAAUUCCGAUGCCUUCACCCAGCGCGAACCCCUCUUCCUCCCCGUUCGUCCUUCCGGCUUCUGCUACCGAGGAAGUCGACCCUCUCUCCGCCGAUACGAGCGAACGAAAGUCCGAAGUGCCGAAGAAAAAGAUUAAGAAAUCAACGCUACGUCUCGACGCUUUCCUGGGCGAGUGGUUGUCUCCGGAAUACUUUGAAAUGAUUACCCCGCCGCCCGGCUCCGCCAUGAUGCUGGCAGGCGCGAAGGCAGAUCUUCUUCGGCGGGAGAACAUUAGCUCCCACGAUCAAAUCAUUGAGCACGUUCACCAUCAUGCCAACUCUGUUGGUCAGGCCCAGAGUCAGCUCUGGAACAGCCCCAAAUUCAAAGCCACCCCCGAGCGAUCCGGCUCAGCCGACUCCAAUGCGCCGUCCGUAUUUGGGCUGGACAGUCUGACUUCGCCGACCGGCGCCCUUCCGCGAAGCCGCGCGGAUAGCGCCGCCAGUUCAUCCAGCCAACGAGUCCGUUUCAUGGUUCCCGAACCCGGUAAUCCGAACGACGGAUAUGUUGCCCCGACCCCGAACUACGCAGUCUCGUCGAAUGUCAAGAUCCCCGAAGGAUACGUUGCCCACGCAAGGGACGCAUGUGUGAACGUUGACUACCAGUGGGAUUCCAUGCGAGAGCCCCUCGAAUGGGGUGAUGGAGGCAAAUACGGCGAAGAGUGGACAGCUAUGCACCAGCGAUUCAGGAAGGGUAUUCAGAAGCUCGUGGACUGGUACACCACCGCUGAGCGCCCUGCUGAGAUGGUCACUAAAACGGUGAAGACCUCUCACAACGGCGACAACGAAUGCGCCAUCGAUGACGAGGACGAUGAGGACGUCGAGUCGAUCGUCAUUCUUGUGUCUCACGGUGCAGGAUGCAAUGCUUUGAUUGGCGCCAUCACCCACCAGCCGGUCCUCAUGGACGUUGGCAUGGCGUCGCUGACAAUGGCCGUCCGCAAACCCAACCGCGAGACCGAGCCAUCCGGUUUGGACACGCCCAUGUCUGAGGUUUCGGACCCAUUGUCUCAGCCUGGCAUCAUUCCAGUGCAUCAAUACUACGACCUAAAGCUGUUCGCCAACACCGACCAUUUACGACCAACCUCGUCUGCUACGCACAAUCUCUCCAGGGCUCCGUCUACAGCUUCGAAUUCGAGCGUCUCGCAGAAUGGAGCACGAGGCCGCAUCUCGGCGAAUACGACGAACUCGUACACACCAGCCCCCAUCACUUUCAACCCCGAAUCCUUUGUCUUUCCAGGAAGCCGAAGUACUUCGGCCAACGCCAACCUCGGUAGCAUGCGCCGCACGUCUCAAAACAAUGCCUACUCUCUGCCCAGGGCUCCCACUCUGAACACCACCGGCAUUACCGUGGGAAGCGGCGUCACGAGUUUUACGAACAACGCGCCCCCGAUCAACACCAACCCUUCGCCGACACUGUCCGUCGGCCUGUGGUCGCCCAUCACACCCAAGAAGGACACGGACGACGAAGACGAAGACGAUGACAUCUUCCCGGACUUUGACCACCGAAAGAAGCUGGCAGCGCUCUCCCAACAAGGCCCGGAGAUCGUCAAGCCGCCGACGCCCGAGCGAAAGGAGCCGCAGUUCGGUGGUCCCACCAAGGUCCCCCUGAGGUUCCAAGAGAUCUCGCGCCCGACCUCCAGCGACGGCACGGAAGACGAAAACAAAGUCGCGCCGCUCAGCUUCUCCAACGGCGGUCUAUGGGGAGCGCCGCGGCCCCUCGGCGAGACGGAGAUUAUGCGCGACAUGACGACCUCCAAGAGGCGGUGGACCGUCAACGAGCGCGCUUAG
This is a messenger RNA of Colletotrichum karsti, 2169 nucleotides long. RefSeq names its product phosphoglycerate mutase family protein. The transcript is spliced from 2 exons. NCBI's taxonomy places the organism in Eukaryota, Fungi, Ascomycota, Sordariomycetes, Glomerellales, Glomerellaceae. The coding region runs from base 1 to 2169 and encodes 722 amino acids. The record is from RefSeq and is a predicted model, not a curated record.